Messenger RNA from Coniophora puteana RWD-64-598 SS2, 1035 nucleotides. RefSeq lists its product as uncharacterized. The transcript is spliced from 4 exons. Gene Ontology annotation, biological process: positive regulation of transcription by RNA polymerase I; positive regulation of DNA-templated transcription, elongation. The record is from RefSeq and is a predicted model, not a curated record. Lineage: Eukaryota; Fungi; Basidiomycota; Agaricomycetes; Boletales; Coniophoraceae. The coding region runs from base 1 to 1035 and encodes 344 amino acids. Gene Ontology annotation, cellular component: CTDK-1 complex.
AUGGAUCCUUUUGAAGUGCGCAUGCAAUUUAUUUCCCUCUUGCGAAAUCUGAGCGCGUCGAGAGAUUCCAUCCAGAAGGUUGUCAGCUAUUCGCUCAAGUACUUCUCGAGGUGUGGCGAGGACCUAUGGGACUGCAUCGUGGAACAGUGCCAGAAGGGCACGAUCAACCACCGAAUAAACAUUCUCUACUUCCUCGAUUCGCUAUGCGAAACAUCACUUCUCGCCAAAGCACAUCGCCCACCCCCGCCAGAUCCCUCUUCGUCACUGAACAAGCAACUCUUAGCCUCAAGCUCAAGCUCGGGCGCAGGUGCUGACUUGGGCUCAUUUUAUGUCGAUUUCGUGUCGCGGGACCUGGAGAAAAUUGUGCAGUGUGUCGUGCCAGAGGGUAGGCAGGGGCUGCCCAACUUGUCGAGCACAAAGCAGAUCCUCGGCAACUGGCGCUCAAAGCGGGUCAUCGACCCGCACAAAAUCGACCGCGCCCUCUCCUCGCUUGACGCCCGCCUCGCCUCCGCCUCCACAUCCGUCUCGCUUCCCGCAUCCGACGCACCCACCGCGCACCCGCGGCCCCACUCCUCUCACCAACAGUCCCUCCUUCCGCGCAACGAGGUCUUCAAGCGCAUAGAAGAAGACCGCGAGCGGCACAAACGCCUGCGCGAGCGGCGCUGGGUGCAGUCCAUCCCCAACCCCUCCUCCGUGGCGCACCCUGUCGCCGCGGCACUGGGCGGAGCCAGCGGCCUCGCGGCGUUCUUGCCGCUGACGGAGGCCGAGGAACGCGAGCUGCCGCUGGACGUCGAGUUUGAGAACGAGUGGGAGACGACGAGCGAUUGGAAUGAGGAUGACGUCGAGGCUGUGAUGGAGGAACGCGAGUUGUGGAUACCUGGCGGUGGGAGUGGGACUACAAAUCCCAUGAAUGUGGUCUUCCGGGGGCAGGGAGGAGGGAUGGAUUUAGAAGGGGGAACUGGCGAAAACACGGUGAGGGAGAGGGUACCGGAGGAGCUGGGCGAGGAGCCGAUGGAUCUAGAGGAUACGGCAUGA